CACUGCUCGACGUCCACCCUCGCAGUUAUACGACAGGACGUGUCCAAGUUCAAGAUAUGGCGGAAGACGGAGAUGAUGGCGGCUUUCUAGCUAUGGACCUUGGGUCCUCAGACUCUGAGUCCGGCGCUGCACCGGAGGUGAAGGUACCCCGCGAUUUUCAGUCGCAGGAGGACUACGAGGCGCAAAAGGCGUCAUGGAAGCCUACGAUCGACAAUGGAGAGAUCUACAAAACUCUCGACCUCCCUAUAAACAACCCCUCGAAGCAGCAGUUCCAGAGCAUCAUCCAUGCUAUCGAGCAGUUAUACUUUUACGACGAUUUUCGCGCGGCCAGUGAGCUAGCUGAGAAGGCGCUAGAGGGAGACUUGGAGGGGGAUUAUAAGAAGGCGAUUGAGUCAUAUCAUACACGCUGUGUGGCAAAGCUGAAGGAAUGGGGGAGUCUACAAAAAUCAUGAAGACUUUCUAUAAGCAAUUGGGAGGGACUUAUGAGAUGGAGUUAUGGAGUUAUGGUGGAGCACUACAUUGGCAUAAUGGAUAUGAGCAUUUUGGGCGUACGCUAGUUUAUAUAAUAUUUACCCA
Molecule: messenger RNA, 576 nt
Organism: Pseudogymnoascus verrucosus
Lineage: Eukaryota; Fungi; Ascomycota; Leotiomycetes; Thelebolales; Thelebolaceae
Exons: 2
Coding region: 57-452 (131 amino acids)
Source: RefSeq, a predicted model, not a curated record